Molecule: messenger RNA, 1281 nt
Organism: Camellia sinensis
Lineage: Eukaryota; Viridiplantae; Streptophyta; Magnoliopsida; Ericales; Theaceae
Source: RefSeq, a predicted model, not a curated record
CAGGUAAAGUCUUUCUGCGCUGUGAGGGAAGAAGAAACAACCCCUUACGAUAGAGAAGAUCAAACAAUCAUGUUCUUCAUCUUCAACAACGGUGAAUUUGAGCAAAAUGUUAGUGUCGCUCACCACUCAUAUUUAUGUCAAAUAAUGUGCUAACACAUGAGAUAAUAAAUUGAAGGUGGUAUAAAAAGAUGGCAAGUGUAGCAUUACUCUAAUAUAAUAUUAUAAAUUGGAUUAGGUGUACAUCAUUUGUCUCUCACUAACUUUGCUAUGUAAUUCUCACUAUCAUAAUGUGUGAUUAUUCAUUGUUGAUAAUACGUGUUAUAUCUGCUACUUACUCCACAAAUUUGAUGACAUGGUUUGAGAAAAAAAUUCAUUUACCCUACAAACUAUCAUUGGAAAAUCAAACACCAAAAAUUCUUGUUGAAAAUACAAUAAGUACUAUUAGGUUGAGAUUUUUUCGUCCCUCACUAACCUAAUCAUAUAGUCGCCACUAUUGCGAUGUGAAAUUCCUCAUUGUUAGGUAAUAAUGUGAUAUAACAUCACCAAAAUUUCUUGUUUAAAAAGCCAAAACCAAUUGAAUUAUUUGACAAAUGCUAAAUUUGAAUGUGUUGUAGGAUAUAUCUGCUGCUGGAAUUGAUACUACGUACUCUGCUUUAGAGUGGGUGUUUGUAGAGCUAUUGAAACACCCCAAAGUCUUGAGGGAACUUCAGAACCAAGUGCGACGAAUAGGGAACGGCAAGCAAUACAUAACUGAAAAUGACUUAUAGAAAAUUCACUACAUAAAAGCCGUGAUCAAAGAGACUAUGCGCCUACAUCCUCCUAUUCCAUUGCUAGUUCCUCGAAGAUCAACCCAAGAUGUCAAGUUAAUGGGGUAUGACAUUGCAGCUGGCACACAAGUAAUUACAAGUGCUUGGGCGAUUGGGAGAGACCCAUUGUCAUGGGAUGAGCCAGAGGAAUUCAGGCCCGAGAGGUUCUUGAAUACUUCAAUAGAUUUCAAAGGGCAUGACUUCGAGCUAAUCCCAUUUGGUGCUGGGAGAAGGGGUUGUCCUGGAAUUCAAUUUGCCACAGCAGUGGAUGAGCUUGCAUUGGCAAAUCCUGUGUACAAGUUUGAUUUUGCUGCCCCUAAUGGAGCAAGAGGAGAGGAUUUGGACAUGAGUGAAGCUAUUGGUUUGACAGUCCACAAGAGGUCUCCUAUAUUGGCUGUUGUGACUCCUUGUUUUUUCUAGUCUCCACCUAAUCCUUAAAAAAAAUAAAAAAUUAUUAUUAUUAUUAUUAUUAUUA